AUGGCAUUAGAAUUUGUUACUGGGGUGUUUGCAUCUGUUGUUGUGCAAGAGUUUAUAGACACCAUUAAGAGUUUUGGUUGUGAUCAGUUUCGCCAUGUGAUUGCCGAUGUGGAGAAGAAGCUCCAAGCUCUUGAGAUGAGUUAUGUCAAAGCUCAAUCAAUGCUUGAUAAGGUAGAUGGUUGGGAGCUCAUAAGCAGCAAGCUGCACCGAGAGUGGGUUGGGGAUGUUAAAAGAGCUUGUUAUGACAUCGAAGACUUAAUUGCAGAUGUCGUAGGUGAGAUGAGGAAGACACAGAACGAUCUGUCAUUCUUGAAGAACUGGAUUGUCUCUCGGGAAAUCGACGAGCAGCAACAGAACUUGGAUGCUCUGUUAGAAAAAGCAUCUAACUUGGUUACUCUUCAUAGCAUGGAACAUCCCAGAAACACAGUUGGAAGUGGGCCACUGACUGACUUCAAGCCUUUCAAAAGGGAGUCCGAGAAGGAUGAGAUCAUCAAGAUGCUGUUACUUUCGACGACCUUCAGGGGGAGCAGUAGUGCUGCCAGCAGCAGUAGAUCAGGGAGAGGGACUACUGGUAUCAUUGUGUUGAUAGAAGGAAUGCUGGGGCUAGGGAAAACCUUCCUAGCUUAUAGGAUCAAGAACGAUAUCAAGAUUCAGCGGUUCUUCGACCAAAAAUUCUGGGUUAAUUUGUCAGGGAAGUUCAAUUUGGCUGAAGUUUUAAGGUCAAUAAUGGUCCAAGCAGAUAUGGAGGAGUAUCAGGAGAAACAACAGUUAGAGGUUGAACUGAAAUCUUUCAGAGACUGGUGUAAAGGAAAAAGAAUUUUCAUUGUCAUAGAUGACUUGUGUAAUUUUCUGAAUCUGCAAGAUUGGGAAGUAUUUGAAUCUCUUCUCCAUUCCACCCUUGCAUUCGCCAUUCUUAUCACCACUCGCAAUCCGAAAGUCACAAAGUCAUUAACUUCUAUUAGUAUUGUUCCUGUCAUUACCCAUUACUUGAAAGGGCUAUCUAUAGAAGAUUGUCAAUCGAUCAUCCUAGGGGAUUCAGAAUCAUAUAUUACCCACACUAACAAUUCCAAGAGAAGGCGUCAUACACAGGAACAGACUGCACUUGAGAUAGCUGAAAGAUUCUGCAAAGGCUUACCUUUGGUGGCCAAUGUCAUAAAACUCAACCUCUAUUCUGAGCCUGAGGGACGAUGGUCCAACAUCUUGUGUAGAGACUUAUGGGAGAUACCAGUAUUUAGAGAACAAAUAUUUCCAGCUUUCAGGUUGAAUUAUUCAGAUAUCUCCCAACCUCUGAAAAAUUGUUUCUGUUAUCUCUCUCUUUUCCCUAUCGACUACAAUUUCAAGAAGGAAGAUCUGGUACAAUACUGGAUUGCAGAAGGAUUCAUUAUGCAAGGGCAUCCAGGGGAACCACACCACACUGCAGGCAGCCUAGAAGAAAUGGGGAACCAUUUGUUUGAUGAGUUGUUAUCGAGGUCAAUUAUUGUCUACGAAAAUGAGGCAAUAGUCUACAAAAUGCACGAAUAUAUCCACUGUUAUACUCAACACGUCAGCUCAGACCUUUACAUGCGGAUCGAUGAACGAUUUAUCGAUGCACACUCAUCUUUGAGCAACGGUAUGCCCUCUUCUACUGUGAUUUCUCGGACUUGGUUCAGUAAACCCAGACAUGUAUCUCUUGUUUCCCGGAACAUUACAACUUCAGUACUGAAGGAUUUGGAAAAAUGCAAGGGUUUGCGUACACUUGUUACCCUCCUUGAGCGCGUAGAAAUCAAAGAGCUUGCGUAUGGACUUUUCAGUAAGCUACAAUCCCUUCGAGUACUCAACUUGAGUGCAACUUAUAUCAAGGAGCUCCCAGGAUCAAUUGGCAAUUUGAAACACCUUCAGCUCCUAGAUGUGUCUAGGACAUAUGUUGAGGACUUGCCCAUAUCAAUUUCUAAGCUCACUAGACUACAAGUGCUCAGACUAACUGGUUGUUAUAUACUUGAACUACCUAAAGAUAUGCACAAGUUGACUAACCUAGUUCAUCUUGAGUUAGACAAACGUUUGUUUUGUAUGCCUCCUCACAUCGGGAAGCUAACCAAACUCCAGACACUUCCUGAAUUUAUCGUGGGUACUGAGGAUGGGUGUCGGAUAACAGAGUUGAAUAAUUUGAAGCAGCUUCAGGGAUCGAUAUGCCUUACAAAACUUGAAAACGUUGGGGACAAAGAUGAAGCUAAGAAAGCCAUGCUGGGCAACAAGCGAUUCAUCAAAAAGUUGGAACUUGGAUGGAUCAAGGACUCGAAUGAUACACGACUACAAGCAAAAGGAGUCCUCAAGAGACUUGAACCUCACCGAGAUUUGGAAGAACUAAAAGUGAUUGGAUAUGGUGGUGCUAAGUUUCCGAAUUGGUUAAGUAGCCCAGAAUGCAAGCUCACUAGCAUUCAUCUGCGAAGAUGCUAUGGAUGCAGAAGAUUGCCAAUUCUAGGCCAAAUUCCAUACCUGAAAGCUCUUCAUAUACAGGAAAUGUGCAGGGUGCAAUAUGUGGAUGAUGAGUUUUCAGGAGGAACAACUUCUAAUUUCCCGGCAUUGGAGUUGCUAAUACUUCAAGACAUGGAAAACCUUAAAAAGUGGCAAGGAACAAUGUUCAUGCCUCGCUUACGUGAUCUCAGGAUCUUGGGUUGUCCAGUGUUGCGCGCUCUGCCUUAUCUUAAUCGGCUUGCUGCCCUGAUAAAUUUGGAAAUAAAGGAUUGUGCAGCACUGCAGUCAUUGCCGGAUGGAAUUAUGCCGCUGUCUCUUAAACAGUUGAUCAUCGAAGAUAGUGAUUUGCUAAAACAAAGAUGCCUUCAAGAAGGUGGUGCUGAUUGGUGCAAGAUCAGCUUGGUCCCGAGGGUAGUUAUUGACUUUGAACCCAUUGAAACCUUGACUAGCUAUACAAUUCACGAAGUUGAUCACCGUCCCUGA
Beta vulgaris subsp. vulgaris (sugar beet) is the source of this 2934-nucleotide messenger RNA. RefSeq names its product putative disease resistance RPP13-like protein 1. Gene Ontology annotation, biological process: defense response to other organism. Bases 1 to 2934 code for a protein of 977 amino acids. NCBI's taxonomy places the organism in Eukaryota, Viridiplantae, Streptophyta, Magnoliopsida, Caryophyllales, Amaranthaceae. Gene Ontology annotation, molecular function: ADP binding. The record is from RefSeq and is a predicted model, not a curated record. The transcript has a single exon.